AUGUCUCCCCUCCCUGCACCCCUCUUUCUGAUGCUGCUACCGCUUGCAGUGCUUCCUCAUGUUCGUGGUGGGGCAUACUACGGACACAAGCAGCACCCUCAGCAUCACCAGCCAAUGCAACACCUCCAGCACAUGGGCAAAGAAGGCUUCCCCCAGCAACAGUAUCUUGGCAAAGAGAUGCCCUAUAUGCAGUACCCCCACUACAGGAAGGAGCUUCCCCAAAUGCCCAUGCACAUGGGCAAGGAGAAUGCUCGCAAAGGGGGUGGCUAUAAUGGUGGACAGGACAAAGGGCAAACUAUCCCUAGUGGUGCUGAGGGAAUUCCCCAAGGGGAACCAGGCCCAGCUGGGCCACCUGGACCUGAGGGACCUCCAGGUCCUCCAGGACCUCCAGGGAAUGGACAGCCAGGACCUGCUGGACGACCAGGCCCUCCAGGUCCACCAGGAUUGCCUGGUGUGGGCAAACCAGGUUUGCCAGGAUUGCCAGGCAAGCCUGGAGGAAAUGGGGAGCCAGGGCCACAAGGAGAAAUGGGCCCAAGUGGUGGAGAGGGGCCAAUGGGACAGCCAGGGCCCCAGGGUCCCCCAGGACCACCUGGGCUGCCAGGAAUAGGUAAACCAGGGGGGCAGGGACUGCCAGGCCAACCAGGACCCAGGGGAGAGCCAGGGCAUAAAGGUCUUCCAGGGUUACCAGGGUUACCAGGACCCAAAGGAGACAAAGGGAUGGGCCUGCCAGGGCCGCCUGGUCACAAGGGGCUUCCAGGCCCCCCAGGGCCUCCUGGUGCAGGAGGGUUGCCUGGCAUUGGAAAACCUGGACUGAAUGGGAUUCCAGGGCCACAAGGACCACCAGGGAAGCCCGGACCCCCUGGAGAAAAAGGCCCAGCUGGGCCACCUGGCGAAGGCGGACAGCCUGGCCCACCAGGUCUGCCUGGACAGGGUAAACCAGGUCAAAAUGGUUUGCCAGGACAGCCAGGCAUGCCAGGCGGGAAAGGUCAUCCAGGACCCCCAGGUUUGCCAGGAAAACCAGGACUACCUGGAUUUGGCAAACCAGGAUUCCCAGGACCUAAGGGUGAUAAGGGUAUGGGCGGUCCACCUGGACCCCCAGGACCAAAGGGAGAUAAAGGUCAUGGAGGAUUGCCUGGAAUGCUUGGACCCCCUGGACCAAAUGGCCCACCAGGUCCCCAAGGCCCUAUAGGACCUCCAGGAGGCGUUGGUGCACCUGGCCCAAAAGGAGCAAGUGGCGAAGGAGGGCCUAAGGGGCUUGAUGGAGCCAAGGGUGAGCCUGGUCCCGCUGGGCUUCCUGGUAAGGAUGGUCUACCUGGAGAGGAUGGAGAGCCAGGGCCAAGGGGUCCACCAGGACCUGCUGGUGCUAAAGGGGAAGGUGGACAUAAAGGUUUACCAGGUCCUCCUGGUCCUCCAGGGCUUCCUGGGCCAAAGGGACAGGGUGGAUUACCUGGGGAAGUGGGUCCUCAAGGUCCUAAAGGAAUUCCAGGUCUGGAUGGUGCAGCAGGACCAGUUGGCCCUCCUGGUCCUCCUGGGACAAAAGGAGAUAUUGGCUCUCCUGGUCUGCCAGGCAUUGCUGGUGAGGGAAUUCCAGGUGUUCCAGGUCCAAUAGGCCCCCCAGGGAAGGAAGGCCUAGCAGGGCCACCUGGACGACCUGGUCAGCCCGGCCCCCCUGGACCACCAGGCCCAUCUGGAACACCUGCUCUGCCCCCUGAUAUGGCUGGAGUCCUCCCUGGAAUGGGCCCUGGACUGGAUGGUGUUAAGGCUGGUGGUUAUGGCAAAAAGGGAAAGUAUGGAGGAAAUGGCGCAGAGGUAAUGGGUGCCAGUGGGUUGGAAAUGCCAGCAUUCACUGCUGUAGUAACAACUCCCUUCCCACCCGUGGGCACUCCCGUGAUCUUUGACAAGCUCUUGUACAAUGGUCGCCAAAACUACAACCCCCAGACAGGUAUAUUCACUUGUGACAUGCCUGGUAUUUACUACUUCGCCUACCACAUUCACUGCAAAGGAGCCAAUGUAUGGGUGGCUUUGAUGAGGAACAAUGAGCCAGUAAUGUACACAUAUGAUGAAUACAAGAAGGGUUAUCUAGAUCAAGCAUCGGGGAGUGCAGUAUUACCUCUACAGCCUGGGGAUACUGUGUAUAUCCAGCUGCCCUCGGAUCAGGCCGCAGGACUUUAUGCUGGCCAGUAUGUCCACUCCUCCUUUUCUGGGUACUUGCUAUAUCCGAUGUAA
Messenger RNA from Myripristis murdjan (pinecone soldierfish), 2226 nucleotides. RefSeq names its product collagen, type VIII, alpha 1a (gene col8a1a). The coding region runs from base 1 to 2226 and encodes 741 amino acids. The record is from RefSeq and is a predicted model, not a curated record. The transcript has 2 exons. Gene Ontology annotation, molecular function: protein binding. Lineage: Eukaryota; Metazoa; Chordata; Actinopteri; Holocentriformes; Holocentridae.